AUGCCUUGCAAGUCCAAUUGGCAGAAGCUCCUAGAGGGUGUCAAGACAGCACUCACCGCAUGCCUUUGGAAGAUGAAAAUAGCAGAACAGAAAUCCAGGGCUAUCCAAACAAACCCAACACAUCAGCUCAGCUUCAAUCUUCUGAUCACCGCAAUCCUCCUGAUGAAGAAACUGCUCUCGAGUGACCUCCUCCUCAUCAAUCUCAAUCUUGCUCUAGUCUGCUUUCAGCUGAGGAAGUCGGCAAUCACCCUUCAUGCAAUCAUGGCCAAGAACAAGUUGAAUGGUUGGAGCAAGCAAGUUUUGAUAAUGCUCAAUUUGAUAGAUGAGGUAUCUUUGGCCCAAUACGCAGUCCCCAGGAUCCGUCGGCCCCGAAUUGCCACCAUAUCAAAAACUUACAAGGUCCUGAUGGAAACAACUGAGGAUGUAUUCAUGAUAUGCGUUUGUCAUUUUCUGAUACUGCUGAGCACGGGUUGUUGCUGA
Molecule: messenger RNA, 480 nt
Organism: Puccinia triticina
Lineage: Eukaryota; Fungi; Basidiomycota; Pucciniomycetes; Pucciniales; Pucciniaceae
Exons: 1
Coding region: 1-480 (159 amino acids)
Source: RefSeq, a predicted model, not a curated record